This is a messenger RNA of Drosophila eugracilis, 1731 nucleotides long. RefSeq names its product alpha/beta hydrolase domain-containing protein 17B. Gene Ontology annotation, cellular component: endosome membrane; plasma membrane. The transcript has 4 exons. Lineage: Eukaryota; Metazoa; Arthropoda; Insecta; Diptera; Drosophilidae. The record is from RefSeq and is a predicted model, not a curated record. The coding region runs from base 346 to 1206 and encodes 286 amino acids. Gene Ontology annotation, molecular function: palmitoyl-(protein) hydrolase activity. Gene Ontology annotation, biological process: protein depalmitoylation.
GUUUUAGCCACCUUACUUCUUUGUGGUUGUUUGCCUAUCUACAUUGCCAUUUUGUAAAUGUGAGUGUACCAAAUUUCAGUAAGACAAUUUAGCCAUUAACCGUUCCGUUCGAUUAUGUUGAAUAUUGUGUGCGAACUGAAUCCAAAAAUGUUAUGUUUGUCUCGUCACCCCCGACGCCUAGCCCAUUGAACAGUUGCAAGUACCACGGAUUGAUGAUAUAGAUGCGAAUAGCCCCGAAGUCUCUCUGAACCCAAAGCUCCGUUAGUCCUUUGUUGAUGGUAAUCGUGCAUUAGAAAAGAAAUCGUUAGCAUUCCGUAGAGGCAUUAUACGAGGCACGGAGCGAGCAUGUUCAGUAUCAGCGAGCUCUGUUGCAUGUUUUGCUGCCCACCAUGUCCGGGUCCCAUUGCGGCCAAGUUGGCCUUCCAGCCACCGGAACCUACGUACAAAUUAACUCCGGCGGAUGACACCAACAUCCGGUACAAUUUGCAGUUGUUCGAUCGGGCUGAGUGGCAGUAUUCCGAACGAGAGAAAUCGAAAGUGGAGGCCUUUUUCACGCGCACAUCGCGUGGCAACCUGAUCACCUGCAUCUAUGUCAGGUGCAGCAAGAACGCCAAGUACACGCUUCUCUUCUCCCAUGGAAACGCUGUCGAUCUGGGCCAGAUGAGCAGCUUCUACUUGACCCUGGGAUCACAGAUUAAUUGCAACAUCUUUGGCUACGACUAUUCCGGGUAUGGAAUGAGCGGUGGCAAACCUUCCGAAAAGAAUCUUUAUGCUGAUAUAGAAGCAGCUUGGCAGGCGAUGAGAACCAGAUUCAACAUCAGCCCGGAGACAAUCAUCUUGUAUGGCCAGAGCAUUGGCACUGUGCCCACUGUUGACCUGGCUUCGCGACACGAAGUCGGCGCUGUGAUACUCCACUCGCCUCUGAUGUCCGGUCUAAGGGUCGUCUUUAGAAACACAAAGAGAACCUGGUUCUUUGAUGCCUUCCCCAGUAUUGAUAAGGUGGCUAAGGUGAAGGCUCCCGUUCUGGUUAUCCAUGGCACUGACGACGAGGUCAUUGACUUUUCUCAUGGCAUCGGAAUCUACGAGAGGUGUCCUAAGACUGUCGAACCGUUUUGGGUGGAGGGUGCUGGGCACAAUGACGUUGAACUGCAUCCGCAUUAUUACGAGCGACUGCGCAAGUUUCUUUCGGUGGAGCUCGUUAAAUGACAAUUAAAGAAUAAUGUCGACGGAGGAGUUAGUGACACUACAUCUGGCAUAAUAUCCAAUUCAAACCCUGCCGCCGGUAGUGCGUCCCUAAGUUCAAAGCACCCGAAUCCUGCCCCAGCAGCAGGAAGCGAAACAAGUAAAAAAAAUGUGGAAACAAAUAACAAACGGAAUGAAAACGAUGGUUUGUAAUAGAUCAUAAAUAUUGCAAUGUAAUUAUUUAUAUAGCUCACAUCAAUACAUUCGAGAAUUGCAUUUUUAAAGAUUAUAUAAUACCAGUUAGUUGUCAGGAGUUUUACACCAAGAUCCCCCAUAUUUACAGCAUUGUGAUCCUGGUCCCCGUAUUAAUUAAAUAAGCAUAGGUCAUAUCAUCUAAUUAUUAAUAAUAUUCGUAGAAAAAUCAAACAAAUAACCAAUUAAUUUGAGUUCAAAAAUGAACUUAUAGCAAUAUGCUUCAGUAAUAUGGUUUUAAUAAUGUAAGGACAAAAAAAAAAAGUUUGAAUAAAGCAAUUUUUUGAUACUUUGAAA